Messenger RNA from Aphanomyces invadans, 1262 nucleotides. RefSeq names its product SBDS family rRNA metabolism protein. The transcript is spliced from 5 exons. Gene Ontology annotation, biological process: ribosome biogenesis; cytosolic ribosome assembly. Lineage: Eukaryota; Oomycota; Saprolegniomycetes; Saprolegniales; Verrucalvaceae. The record is from RefSeq and is a predicted model, not a curated record. The coding region runs from base 42 to 1139 and encodes 365 amino acids.
CGACGCAGUCCCAUCACUCGAUUUCCGAAGCAUCGGUCAGCAUGUCCUACGCGUCGACUGGACGGCAGCGCAGCCAAGUGGAGCAGCCAAAGGGGCAGAAGCGCCUGACGAAUGUCGCGAUUGUGCGUCUCAAGAAGGGUGGGUGCCGCUUUGAGGUAGCAUGCUACAAGAACAAGGUGGUGAACUGGCGCAACCGCGUUGAAACGCAACUCGAUGAAGUGUUGCAGUCCCAUGAUGUGUUUGUGAACGUGUCCAAGGGAAAGCGCGCGACAGCAGAUGACAUGCGCAAGGUGUUUGGCACCGACGACGUCGACGAAGUGGCGAAGUUGAUCAUUGAUCAAGGCGAGUUGCAAGUGUCCGAUGGCGAGCGAGCAGCCUUCAAUCAGUCGCUGUUUCAAGAAAUCGCUACCAUCGUUGUCGAGAAGUGCGUCAACCCAGAGUCCAACCGUCCAUAUCCCUUCUCCGUGAUCGAGCGCGUGAUGAAGGAGAUCCAUUACUCGUUGAUUCCAAACCGAAGCGCCAAGCAACAAGCGCUGGACGUGAUCGGCAAACUCCAGGAUCACAUGCCGAUCACGCGCGCCAAGAUGAAAGUCCAGGUGUCGGUUCCCGCCAAAGACGGCAAGUCCACAAAGAAGUAUUUGGAGCAGCACAACGCAACCGUGCUCGAUCAAAAGGGCACAUCGGAUACCCUUCGACUCAUCUGCCUCAUCGACCCUGGCGCGUAUCGUGGACUGGACGCGUUCGUCGCAAACAACGGCGACAACAUCGACGGCGCACGAUCCUUGGAAGUGCUCGAACUGAGCUGCCACGAAGAAGGCGAACACUCGAUUGAUGCAGAGAUUUCCAAGAAAACGGAGCGAUUCGGGAUGGCGACCGGCACCCCACCGUCGCACACCGUGCUACCUCCCCCGUUGCCUGCUGCCCCCGCAUCGAAUGCCCCGGCGGCUUCCGCGGGUCGACCAUGCUCGACGUGCGGCGGCGCUUUCACCGACACUGCAGUCUACCGCGAGCACUUUCGAUCGGAGUGGCAUCGGUACAACCUCAAGCUCAAGGCCAAGAAACGCCCGAGCAUUGACCAGGCAGCGUUUGACCAACUAUCUGCUCAUGACGUCCAGCGCUUCUUUGAAACGUUGGAUUGAGCACAUGGGUUGCUCUGAAAUAAUUUUACGAUGCGGUUGUGCCUUGCGUGAAGUGCAACACCUGCGAGAAAGCCACGAUCGACGCAAGUUGCCAUGCGCGGAAUGGCGCAAGCCUUCCCCAAG